Messenger RNA from Suillus bovinus, 692 nucleotides. RefSeq lists its product as uncharacterized. NCBI's taxonomy places the organism in Eukaryota, Fungi, Basidiomycota, Agaricomycetes, Boletales, Suillaceae. The coding region runs from base 107 to 634 and encodes 175 amino acids. The transcript is spliced from 3 exons. The record is from RefSeq and is a predicted model, not a curated record.
AUCUGGCUUGACUACGUCGCCUGCUUCCUAUUAUAUAGAGUAUCAAGAUUCCUCACUCUACGCGUUGCAUUAUUUAAAUACACUGCAGGAGCGAGUAGGAUCCAAGAUGGCAAAAUCAACGAAAACUUCCAAAGGUCAACCGACGCGCAAGCACAAGAAGCGGCGUUUCUCCCCCAAGGAUCACUUCGCCCGUCUCAUGAAGGAAUCGGUAGAAAUUUCCCCCGAAGAAGUUGCUUCCACUGAAACUUCGUCUGUCGCAUCUACUUCAACCGCUCAAACUGCACCCGCCCCCAACUACUCUAAUAUUCUCCUCAUUGAGAAAUUCCAGGAUGCUCUCGACACUCGGACGGCUGUAUGCCGCCGCCUCGAAAUCCUCGUGCGGAGCUCAACUUUGUACACGCCAUCAGCGCAAGCUCGUUUGAUCAAGUGCUUACGGGAUGACUACAUCCGGGGGGACAGAACAAGGAAGGCCAUCGACAAUCUGCGACAUUCUGAUUUCAUCAGUGCUACAAGCAUAACAAAUCAGGAUUCAGAGUUUAUCACGAAAGAGGUCAUGGAGAGCACGAGACUGUUUUUUGAAGGAAGUAAGGAGCUGCAGGAAAUAGGAGAUCAAAUCGCAGCACAGUUUUCAUAGCAUUGGUCUGUCUCGAUGUCACUUUCUUGUACUGAAGUAUUCUAGCCUAUAUUCUACU